AUGCGUGCGACCGGUGAAGAACUUGAAAAACAGUGGAAUCUCAAGCGGGAUAUGCUCAAUCAAGGAGUUCUGAAUCGCCUUACUCAACGUAUUUCUGUGGCUCGAAAACGGCGAUACACUGGUUUUACAUGCGACGCAGCAGAUUUGAAGAUUUUGAGGAGAGAAUCCUGCGAGAAUAUGGUUUCGUUGACUCCUCCAGACAGCGCCAUACCAUUCAUCGAUUCCGUUGAACCUGUGCAUCAGAAGAGCUGCUACAUAUUAAUGAGAGAUGUCAAAGCAAAUGACGAUGUCCAGAACACACUUGGAAAAGGGCUUGAAACGUUCAAUUUUCAACUCGCUGAAAAGAUCAGUCUGGAUGCUGUGCCUGUGAACGACGAUUCCAGUGUAGUGCCUGAAGUUGGAACUGAGACAGUGGAGAGUGAGCAACCAUCAUCGUCGUCGUUCACCGACAAGGAGCUCUGGGUCGAAAAAUACGCGCCUCAUUCAUACGUGGAUCUCAUUAGUGAUGAGAAUGUGAAUCGCACACUUCUUAAAUGGGUGAGACUGUGGGAUGAAUGUGUCUUCCAGAGAACUGUUCCGGAAGCUAUCUUCAGAGCCGGUGAAAAUGAGCAUCAGCUUUUGUUGAACAACGAAAAGCCGAGACGACCGUUGCAUAAAGUGGUUCUUAUAGCUGGACCAGCUGGUUGCGGUAAAACUACGCUGUCCUGUUUGGUGGCGGAGUAUGCCGGUUAUCGAGUGCUCAGCUUGAAUGCCAGUGAUGAACGAAAUGUUGCGGAUUUUGAGAAAUAUUUCGGUAAUACAUUACGAAGCACGAGAACUCUGGAUGCAGAUUCUCGGCCACUUUGUUUCGUUUUGGACGAGAUUGAUGGUGCCCCUGCACAGUCUAUUCGUUUCCUGUGUAAGGCUAUUGCAGCAACCGGCAAGCGUUCGCUCCGACGACCAGUCAUUUGUAUAUGUAACAAUUUGUUAAUUUCAAAACUCGAGCAUUUACAAGCGGAAAAAAGUGCGCUGGAUGAAAUUAUCGCAGCAUGCACGCAGGAUCUUCGUUCUUCAAUCAACACACUGCAAUUCAUUGCUUCUGAGAACCGUGGCCUGGUCACUCGUCAAGCAGUCCGCAAAUUCUUUGAAAUCAAUAACCAGAGCGGGGAUAGCACCUUGUAUGAUUCCUGGUCGUCGGUGUUCGAAUUUCGUCUACAUAUGAACAAGGACGGUCAGAUUCCUGGUCCAGCAUCUCGACUUCGGCGCAUCGCAUCUCUGACGGAUCGUCAUGGGAGCGAAUCUGACCGAUUUUACCUGGGCCUGUUCAGCAAUUAUUUGUCGAGCCCAAAUACCAGUCUGCUACCUAAUGUUUCUGCAGCUAUUACUCAGUUCUGUUAUUACGAUCGGCUCGUAACGUUCAUGAAUCGCGCUCAAGACUACAGAGUAAUGAAGUACUUAUGUGUGGUAAGCGCUGCUAUCCAUUUGCUGAUGUGCAGCAGAGCGCGAGUUCAACUCAAUUUUCCUUCUGAACUACAGGAUAUAGCACAACGCCAUCAGCAAUCCGUCGAGAUAACUGAAAGCAUUCGAGCGGGGGCCGCUCAGAAAAAUCUCACUUUGACUGCGGUAUUACUCGAAAUACUGCCAUACCUCAUCCACAUUGUGCAGCCGAAUUUCAAGCCGGCCACCGCUCAUCUGUACAGUGCACGUGAGCACAAUAUUUUGCGAUCGGUUGUUAGCGUGAUGCGCUCAUAUUCGCUUACAUACAUGGUUGUUUCGCAGGAUGGUUCGGCCAGUUUCACUUUCCAGCCAGCCAUUGAUACACUGGUCAUGUUCGAUGAAGAUGCAGCGUGCUUGGCCAGUCGUCCCGUGAAUAGACUCUCCGACACAGCAAAGCAGCUGAUUGCUCGUCAGAGAAAAACAGUGCUAAGCAGUACAUACUGUGCUGUUCUACAUGAAUAA
Molecule: messenger RNA, 1938 nt
Organism: Gongylonema pulchrum
Lineage: Eukaryota; Metazoa; Nematoda; Chromadorea; Rhabditida; Gongylonematidae
Source: the annotation of a GenBank genome assembly